Messenger RNA from Bipolaris victoriae FI3, 2040 nucleotides. RefSeq lists its product as hypothetical. The coding region runs from base 1 to 2040 and encodes 679 amino acids. The transcript is spliced from 3 exons. The record is from RefSeq and is a predicted model, not a curated record. Gene Ontology annotation, biological process: proteolysis. Gene Ontology annotation, molecular function: tripeptidyl-peptidase activity; serine-type endopeptidase activity. Lineage: Eukaryota; Fungi; Ascomycota; Dothideomycetes; Pleosporales; Pleosporaceae.
AUGGCAUCGAUUAGUCCCAACCAGAUUCUGUGGCUUUUUGUCACCGGACUUACAUUCUCUUGCGCCUCCCUAGCACAGCGCGGCCAUGUCUUGCAUGGAGAACGCCGCACUUUGCCCUCCGGAUGGCACAAAGGCGAUCGCCUGGAAACGGGCAUCAUUCAUUCUGUCCGGAUUGCACUUGCACAGAACGGGUUGGAGAAAGGCGAAGAGCUCCUAAUGGCCGUGUCAGACCCAGACUCGCCACGUUACGGCCAGCACUGGACACAAGAAGAAGUCCAUAGCUUCUUUAGCCCAAGCGACGAAUCCGUUACGACGGUCCAGCAGUGGCUCGAAGAAUCCCUUCCCGCUGCCGAUCUUGCACACCCCAUCACGCAGUCGAGAAACAAAGGCUGGAUCGAAUUCUCAGCAACAAUACAGCAAUUGGAAAACUUACUCGGGACCGAAUUCCACAACUAUCAUCAUGAUUCCGGGCGUAAGGUAGUAGCGACAGAAGCAUACUACGUGCCCGCAAGCAUUGUAGAACAUGUCGAUUUCAUAUGGCCUGGAAUCCUCCUGUCUCACCAAAUGGAAGAAGAUGCGGCCGGAAACACCUUGUUGCAAAAAAGAGGCAUUCCCGCCGCGCAUCCAGUCAAGCAACAAGGUGCCCCAGUACCACUUCAACUGCAAUCAAAUCUCGAAAGUAGUAGUACCGUAGCAUGCAGCAACAACCACACCGCAUUAGAACCAGCGUGUAUUCGAGAACUCUACGGUGUCCCGCAAGGUCCUGCGCUGUCGAAUCCCAACUAUACACACGCCAUCUACAACAGUGGAAAUGAAAAGUACAAGCAACAAGAUCUCGACGUCUUUUGGUCGGCUUUUGCGCCCGAAGUGCCAAAGGGCACUGUGCCCCAUCAAAUUCUCAUCGACGGUGCAGCCGACACACGGACUAACCAAACAUCUUCCGGUGAACUCCAAGUCGAUCUCGCCCUGACUGUGCCGCUGGUAGCUCCAAACACAGUCACGAUUAUCAGUCCCGAUGAUGCCGUUGUCCAGGGUGAUCCGACCUUGACGGGCAGCCUCAAUGGUAUGCUGGAAGCUUUUGACGAGUCGUACUGCACGUAUAGCGCUUACAACGUCACUGGACCUCAACCAGGCGUUGAUGGGCAAUACCCGAAUCCAGCUCCAGGCGGAUACAAGGGCGAGAGGCAAUGUGGAGGCGUGAAGCCGCCAGAUGUGCUUGUUAGCGCUUGGGGAGGAACAGAAGAUACCUAUCCCAUUUCUUAUCUACGCAGACAAUGCAACGAAUUCAUGAAACUCGCACUGCAAGGCACAACUGUCCUUGCCGCAACCGGCGAUCGCGGCAUCGCUGGUAUCCUCCCCCAAUGCUGGGGUCCCAACAAGGAUCGCUGGACCGUCGUCGCACCAGCAAAUUGUCCGUAUGUAACCGCCGUUGGCGCAACAAUGCUCAAAGACGGCCUCGAUAUUCGGAAGCCCAACGGCGAAAACCCAGAGCAAGGCUUUCACUGGAGCGGCGGUGGGGUUUCCGCCAUCCAUCCACGCCCAGAGUGGCAGAAUGAUGUCGUUAGUAAUUACCUCCAAACGGCAUCAAUCAACGCGCCCGGCUUCACAGGGUUAGCACCGCUGGUUGCGAACACGACUUCACUCCCCGACAUCCUCCCUGAUUUCGGUAAAAACGGUAUCCGCAGCCUGUCUGGACGCGCGGUUCCUGACAUUUCCGCCAUCGGUACUCUUUCAUCCAACUUUCUCAUCGACAAAGGACUCGUCUGGCAAGCAGGCGGGACCUCUGUGUCUGUACAAUACGUUGGCGCACUCAUCACGCGCAUUAAUCUCGAGCGGUUAGCUGUGGGCAAACCGGUCGUGGGGUUCAUCAAUCCUGUGCUGUAUAAAUAUGCAGAUCGGAUUGUUCGAGAUAUUACCCAAGGGGAGAGCAACAAAAAUUGUAAUGCUACUGGCUAUCCGACGACUGUUGGAUGGGAUGCUGUUACUGGUCUUGGGGUAUUGAAGUACAAGGAGGCUCUUGAACUUUGGCUUAGUAUCUAG